This is a messenger RNA of Melanotaenia boesemani (Boeseman's rainbowfish), 3102 nucleotides long. RefSeq names its product mitochondrial fission process 1 (gene mtfp1). The transcript is spliced from 6 exons. Gene Ontology annotation, cellular component: mitochondrion. The record is from RefSeq and is a predicted model, not a curated record. Gene Ontology annotation, biological process: mitochondrial fission. The coding region runs from base 100 to 597 and encodes 165 amino acids. NCBI's taxonomy places the organism in Eukaryota, Metazoa, Chordata, Actinopteri, Atheriniformes, Melanotaeniidae.
GUGACGACCACGCCUCCUUCAAGGUCCCCGCUGUCUUUCUUCUUUCCGAUACGCUGCCCGAGUUUAUGAACAUCAUCGGGGGAUGGAAUAGAGGGAAGUAUGGAUCCCAGUGAAAGGAACGCAGGCAAAACGGUUGACAUUUAUCGUGAUACAUGGGUCCGUUUUCUUGGCUAUGCCAAUGAAGUCGGUGAGGCUUUUCGUGCUCUGGUGCCGGUGAGCUUUGUAUGGGGGAGCUAUGCUGUGGCCACCACGUAUGUUACAGCUGAUGCAGUGGACAAAGGAAAGAAAGCAGCUGUGGCUCAUGGGGACAACCCAGGGAAGACAACACGGGUAGCAGUUGCAGUAGUGGACACCUUUGUGUGGCAGGCUUUGGCCUCUGUGAUCAUCCCAGGCUUCACCAUUAACCGUGUGUGUGCUGCGUCGCUGUACCUACUUGGCAAAACUACCAAGUGGCCCCUGCCUGUUCGCAAGUGGACAACAACAGCUAUAGGCCUCUCCACAAUCCCUUUCAUCAUUACGCCAAUAGACAGGUCAGUGGAUUUCCUUUUGGACUCGAGCCUACGGAAGAUCUACAAUGAGGAAGAGAAGCACAAAUAGGGCAGGAUCAUACAAGAUGGACCAUCCCACCUGGGAAUAUACCAGCCCAGUCUGUGAACCUUUACUGACCAUACAGAGCUUGUGUAAAGGAGCCUUUGAUGGCGCAAGAUUUCAUACUCAGUCAAUGAUACCAAUAAUACAUAGUUUUUAAUGCAGGAUUAAAAUAUUUACUUACUCAUAUUGUUUGUUGGAAGUGAAAUCCUGCUAUAUGGAAUAUCGUCUGAAGAUGCUGAAUUUGAACCUCUCAGGGCAAUCUGGGUUGCAUCACAAAAAACAACUUAAAUAGGAAUGUGAUAGUAUAAAACUAUACGACCCCUCCACCUUACACAGAAAAGUCCUUCUUCUUUGGCAGGGUUUUGGUAUCUUGACAUAUUCCUGUGAUUUUACAGGCAGAGAAAACCUCCAAUAUUGCCCUUAAGGGCCUUAGUUGUGAGCCAUUACUCUGACUUCCAGAGCAUCACUUCACGUGUAGACAUCAGUGGUUAUACUUUUAAUAACCACAUUUUUUUUAUCAGCCAUAGUCAGUGGUACUGUAAUAAAAGGCCAAAUAAGUAGUUUGCCAUAGUCUCAAUCAAAGUUAUUAACUUGAUUGCUUUUGUUUGCCUUCUUUGCACCAUAGAGUUACAGUUUAUAGAUUCUACUUACUGUAUAGUUAUCGAUAUGUACAAUACUGUGAUGUGUUGUAGUUAUCUUAGACAUAGUAUAGCUAAUAGUCCCCAGUACCAAUAGUUAGGAAGCCUGUACUCAUUGAUUUCGAUUAAUGAGAUUGUAAGUUGCAUAAUUUGUACAGUCUGUGCGGUUAAUUAGAGUUAGGAAAAAUUAAACUGAGAAAUUAGACUUUGACUCCUCCACAAAAGCCAUAUCCUGUGGGUCAAUUCAGUGUGUACGCAGUUAAAAUUUACUGUUGCACUUCUCAAAUACUUGUGAAGGUCAGUGUGUUAUCUAUGCAGCAAUUAAUUAAGUUAAUUGCGAAAUUGACAAAAGUUGAUGACCUAUAAUUGAUCUUUUCUGUGUGGAGUAAAAGAAGCUGGUGUAUUUCAUGCAGAGCUAUGCAAAGAAAUCUUGUGUGUGUAGAUAAGCUUAAAAAAGAGAUUGUUUUCCUUUAAUAAAGAAAAUAAUUUGUGGUUGCAUCACUUUUACAUUUAUGUAAAUUUCAUGAAAGGGAAAUCUAAUAAGCUGUCACUGUAAGGCAGCAGGGAACAUAUUGUCACUUUUUGUGCCAGUAUACACCAGGGUACCAGUUUAGCCUUCACUGUUGUUUAAUGUGUCACAUUGUGAAAACUUGGAGUGAAUCAUUAAGUUUAAUUGCAGAUGUGAACAAGAGAUGCAACAUUGUCAAAAAAACACUUUAACCGUGCUUGUUUUGGUGGGAUUUUGUCACUGAAAUUCAUGCUGUGUGCAUGGUGUAUUAUGUUUUCAGUUAAAUUUGGUGUCAGCAGUUCUUAGGAAGUUUGAUUAGUCAUAGCAAGAAAAAAUCUCCAAAGCACAGACGGCCACUGUUAUUGUCACAAUGACAUCUGUCCUUUCUUGUUUUGAUGUGCAAAUAUUUGCCUUAUCAAAACGUUUAUUAUUGCUUUUUUUUCCUGAAAAUCUUUUAUUCAGUUUUUUAUGUCAGACUUUACUCAUAACCUCAUCAAUCUGAAAACAAAGAAAGGGGUCUGUUUGCUGUUUGAACAUUUUGGACAUGUCUAUGGUGCAGUAAUGUUUCCGAUCUUAAAUAAAACAAACUGUUUUGUUUACUGCAGUUCACAUGAUAUUCUGUAACUUCUGGGCUACUUAAACUGUGCAUAAAUAAAUAAUAUUUCCGAAAUAUCUUUGAUUUCCAGCCUCUCAGCAAUGAUGUCUAUUAACAGAAACAAAUUUUUUACAUUGCUUUCUGCCUGGUUUUAGUUCAGUUUGUUUAUGCUUUACCAACUUAGACUUAGAGAGAAAAGGUGCCAUGCAAGCGUCAGUUUAAUCUACAUAACAGGGCCGCAUGAGACCAGCUGAAUUAGUCUUGAUUGAGUCCCAGCUGAUGCCACUUUUGAUGAUGAAGGGUCCAAAUAUAAAGCAAAGGAAAGCCAACCACUGGCAACGACAGACAUGUUUGUGUUCUACUUUGUGUUUUUGGGCCAACUGGCCAUAUCAGCUGGUCAGUCAGAUAUUCCUCAGUAUGCCAGUGGCCAGUGGCUGCUGAAUGAGAAUCCACAGUAUGACAUAGAUGGAGAAUCUUCACUACUAGAGGAUAACAUGUUGCCUGAAAAUUCCUCCAUGGCUGUACUGCCAACAAUUGAGGAUCAGAACUUGCAGAUGACUCCAGAGUCCUAUCUUCUGCUAGGACAAGGUUCCGAUGAAGUUCAUGACUCAAAAGUGUGGAAAAUUGUUCUAGUAACUGCCAUCCUGCUGGUGUCUUUAGUGGGAUCUCUGGGUGCAGCCUAUUAUCUGUGUGUCUGGAGAGGAGGCAGGAUUCACUACCAGCCUCAGAGGACUUAUGCUUGAAUGUAAAUAAAGCGUAUGCUCCAACUU